GGAUCGCGCCUGCAGCUGCAGCUCCCAUAGCUAACGGUCCAGGAUGUGUAGGAGUCGUGAUGGAUGAUCAGGGGGGAAGUACGGGAAUGAUGAUUUCCAGUGAGGAAGCAGCUGAGCUUAUCCCGCUGGAGCAGUACGUAUCACUAGGAUACCCGGGGCUGGGAAUGAUUGGGACAAUUCGACCGGAACUCGAGUCCAGAGAUGUCGCCGAGUGGCGGCCUUCAUCGAGCGAAAUGGAGACGGGAGGCCCUACCUUUGUUACAGGAGAAACCGAUGUCCUUGAGGUUACCCGAGCACUGGAUCAUCGAAUCCCUCUCCCAAUCGGCCACCUACUCUCCAUCUCGGAACAGGCGAACGAACGUAUGAUGCAUCAUUGCAAAGCGAACCGGAAGCGAUUCGCCCUUGCACGCGCAAAAGAUCAGAAGAUGAAGGCGCCGCCUUCGGAGGAAAAGGCGGACGUCGCCCCUGAUCCCAUCCGAGUCGGAUUAAUACAGAAAGAUGACCACUUUCUUCGGAUCAAGCCGAUUCCAUGGAAGUCAGCUGAAUGUGAUAUUGAAGUCUGGGGAAUGCCGUAUAGUGCGAUCAUAGAUUCGGGAGCGGCUGUCCUAGCGAUAUCACUCCGAGUAGUCGAGAGAGCGGGUAGGAAGAAUGAUUUGAUUAUGCUAACCGAGAAGGACCAGCUCGUAUCGGCUGACGAGGAGAAGAUCAAGACAAUAGGGCGUAUGACGAACGUCGCGUUCCGAUUGGGAAAAGUGCAUGCUUUAGGAGAUGUUGUGGUGCUGGAUGUGAAUACAUAUGACGUUCUGUUCGGGCUUCCUGCAUUGGUGGUGCUACGUGCUAAUUUCGACUUCGAACGCCGAUCCGUCAUUCUCCGGAAUACCGGGGGAAAGCUCAAGUUCGACAUUCGGCAUGGGUUUCAUCAUAUCUUGGUGAAAGAAGAAGAUUGGCCCAAGACCGCCUUCGUUUUGUUUGAAGGCACGUGGCAGUGGGUUCGGUGCGCGAUGGGAAUCUGCAAUGCGCCUGCCACGUUUCAGCGGGCGAUGAACGUGACUUUUCAAAAUUUCGUCAAUAAGACGCGGCUGACUCAGGGGAUAAUUAACUUUUGUGUCAUUGUGUACAUGGAUGACAUUCUGGUGUACUCGGACACGUUUCACGGACACGCGCAACACAUCGAGUGGACGUUGGGUGCGUUGAGAGACGCAGGUUUCAAGAUUAAGCUGGAGAAGAGCGAGUUUUUCCUCCCGGAAAUCUCGUUCUUGGGGUAUGUGGUGACACGUGGAGGCCUGCGGCCGAACUCUCGAAAAGUCGCGGCGAUCAAAGAGGCCCCGGUUCCGACCUUACUGACGCAGGUUCGAGCCUUUUUGGGCCUGGCCUCGUAUUACCGGCGGUUCAUCAAGGGGUUCGCGGCUAUAGCAAGGCCUCUGACAAACCUGCUGCGAAAAGAACAGCCCCUUCAUUGGGAUGACGAGUGCGACACGGCCUUCGGGGCCCUAAAGGAUGCUCUCGUCACGGCCCCGAUUCUGAUCCGGCAGGACCCCUCUCGGCAGUUUAUUCUCAUUACCGACUGGCAGCCGGAGGCUAUUUCGGCCAUCCUGGCGCAGAAGGGAAACGAUGGGAAGGAGCAUGUCAUUGAAUACGCUUCUCGGACGGUGCCAGACGAGCGACGAAACGAUUCUGCGCCACAAGGAAAAUGCUAUGCGGUAGUGUGGGGUAUCCAACACUUCCAUCCGUAUUUGUACAGUCAGAAGUUUCUGCUCAUCACCGACCAUGAACCUCUGUUGGCUCUGAAAAAGCUAACCAACUACACGGGCAUGAUCGGACGAUGGGCGGUGCGGUUGCAAGAAUAUGAAUUUGACAUUGUUCAUCGAAAAACAGAAAGACACGGCAACGCCGACGGACUGACACGUUUGCACCAACCCGUGCGUCCAGGCUGUCGGAGGCUUCUCACCCAAGAGCUUACGGUUCCAAUUGCGCAGCUGGCCGACCAUCUUGACGUCAGCAUUGUCUCUCAGGUCGACCCGCGCUUGGUGCCCCACGUCACCUCGCGCACGCUGUCGCCGUAUCUUCAAUGGUCAGCUUGCGUGGAGGGCUUCCCAUCGAGAAUUCCGCCUUCACAGUUGGAAUACUUGGAUCCGCGCGACAUCGUGGAUUCCGCUUUCCACAGACCGUCGUGCGAAGACGAAUUGGAGGAGAUAAUCCGCAAGGAGCUCGCGGAAGAAAGUUCGGAGGAAAAGGAGGAGAAUCUGAACGAAGACGAAGGGGAGCCAGCACAGCGACGAGAAGGAGACGAAGACGAGCUCCUGCAAACGGAGAGCGAAGAGGAAGCAGAAGAAGAAGACAGCGAGCAAGGGAGCGGUGACGACAACGACGAGGAGCACGCCAACGAGGAUCCCCAGCUAGAGAUUGCGCCGGUUGCUGAUCUUCCGAUCAGCAACGAUCCAACGCUCGACCCGGAGCCACCUCAGCCACACGACGGCCAUGUGGCCCAGAUGGCUGGGUCGAACCAGUUGGCAAAAGAGGUCAAUAUCAAUAACCACAACUUUCCUUCGUUCAGCAAGGUGGCCCUAGACCUUGAAGCUAAAGACGCUUCAGAGGAUGGGAGGAAGAAGACACUGCCUCCUAACUGGAAAGCGAAAAGUCGCUUGAUGUUUGUCGACAACGAUGGUUCAACCAUCGAGUUGGACGGCAACUUCCAGGAGGGAGUAGGUUCAGAGGCAGGCAGUGUAGACGCUUCAGAGGAUGAAGUAUUCGUUGUCGCAUCUCAAAAAGGAAAGGCGACCGGUAGACGCCGUGGAGGCUCCCGGUCUAGGAGUCAAGUCGACCCCAACGCUCCCCCAUGGGAGAAAGCGGGUCUUACAGAGGACGUGUGGAGAGACCGUUACUCACGGCAAGCCUGUAUUCGUUGUGGUCAAUAUGGCCACAACCAAUUCAACUGCCGCAAUAAGAAGGUGACAGAAAAGAUCCUGCCUACGAUGGGGCAGGUGAAAAUGCCGCCAAAGAUAGAGGGAGUAGUUGCUAAGUACCCUGAUCUAUUUCAAGAGCCAACAGGGGUUGUUGAGAGGGAGGUCGUCCACGCAAUAGAGAUUAUCCCAGGGUCUAGUAUUCUGAAGGGUAGGAUCUAUCGGAUGUCUCCAGGCGAGCUUGAUGAGCUUCGCCACCAACUCAAGGAACUCGUAGAGAAGGGUUGGAUCCGGCCGAGUGUCUCUCCUUAUGGAUCUCCAGUACUAUUUGUACCUAAGAAGGAGGGUACACUGAGGAUGUGCAUUGACUAUAGGGGCCUCAAUGCCAUCACUGUAAAGAACAAAGAGCCCCUACCGCACAUCUACGAUCUGCUAGAUAGAGUGCAAGGGUGUCGGUACUUCAGCAAGAUAGAUCUGAAGUCCGGGUACCAUCAGAUUGCAAUCCGGCCCGAGGAUCAACACAAAACCGCCUUUCAGACCAGGUACGGUCUACACGAGUUUGUGGUGAUGCCUUUCGGCCUUUGUAAUGCUCCGGGCACCUUUCAGCACGCUAUGAAUCGGAUAUUCCAUGACUACUUAGACGAGUUUGUGAUUGUGUACCUCGAUGACAUACUUAUUUUUAGUAGGAUUGUCGAGGAGCAUGUUGCACACUUGGACAAAGUCCUCAGUCUCGUGCGACAGCACAAGUUCAAGAUCAACGGUGAGAAGUGUGAGUUUGGCCGCACCCGUGUCUUGUACUUGGGGCAUGAGAUCUCCGUGAAAGGGUUGAAGUCCGAUGUCGCGAAGGUGGCCAGCAUUCGUGAUUGGCCACGUCCUCAGUCUAUGACUGAGAUGAGAUCUUUCUUAGGAAUGACAGGCUACUAUAGGACUUUCGUUAAAAACUAUAGCAAAGUAGCCGCUCCUUUGACUGAUCUGACCCGCCUUGACACCCCAUGGGAGUGGACAUAUGAGUGCGAGGCUGCUUUCAGACAUCUGAAGCAUGCGUUGACGCACUACGAGGUCUUGAAACUUCCUGAUCCUGACAAGCCGUUUAUAGUCACCACGGAUGCCAGCCAAUAUGGCGUUGGCGCCGUGCUCGCGCAGCAGGAGGGGCCAAAAUUGAGGCCGGUAGAGUACAUGUCCAAGAAAAUGUUGUCUCAGAAGUUGGCUAAGUCCACCUAUGGGAAGGAUCUAUAUGCGGUUUACAAGGCUCUGACCCAUUGGAGACACUAUCUCCUUGGGAGAUUCUUCAUCCUCAGGACUGAUCAUCAGACCCUGAGAUGGAUGAGAACCCAGCCUGUGCUUUCUGACACUCUCAAGCGUUGGAUUGAAGACAUUGAGCAGUAUGACUUCAACCCUCAGUAUCUGAAAAGGGAGUACAACAAGGUUGCAGAUGCCUUGUCGCAUAGACCUGAUUUCUCAGGUGCGUUGAUUACUGAGUUUAAUCUGACGGACCAUGUUACUCAGUCCUUGGUGAAAGCCUAUCGCGAGGACCAGUUCAUGUUUGAGAUCAUACGCAGACUUCAAGCAAAGGACAAGAAGACCUCUGCUGAGUUUGAGUUGGUCAAUGGCUUGCUGUUCCUUGAGAAGUGAGGGAAUAAACGAUUGUGUGUUCCCAAUAGCGAGUCUUUGCAUA
Molecule: messenger RNA, 4575 nt
Organism: Chara braunii
Lineage: Eukaryota; Viridiplantae; Streptophyta; Charophyceae; Charales; Characeae
Source: the annotation of a GenBank genome assembly